CUGUGAGUUAAAUGCAGUUAAUUUAGCUUUAAUCGCAGUCUUAUUUUGAUCAAAUAGUAAAAGUAGUAGAUAUAUAUUCUGAUAUCCGUGUUAACGCACUCUAAACGUAACAAUGUAUAAACAAUACAACUGCUCAUUUCGAAAUGUUAAUCAGAACGCUACAUCACAUUAUGAUAAUUGACAACAGAUGCUUUGCAGCUUCUAAUUAAAAGGAGUCCAUUGUUAGUCAUGUCUGUGCUACAAGACAAAUAAUACUUCUCCAAGUAUAGUGUCAGACUAGACUUAAAUUUAAGAUUCUUGAUUAGGAUUGACUGUUACAUGCUUAUUAUUAGUGCAAAAUGAUAUUGCUACAUAAAAGAAAUAUUCGAGCAUUGAUAUUUGUCGCAAAUAUGCUGUCACAAUCAGUGAAUUCUAAUGAGCUCUCCUCUACGUGUAUCUUCAGCACCGUUUCAACAUGUCCCUUGCCCAUAACAGUUUUAGAUUUUAUUCCUAAUUCCACUCAACCCGAUCUAGAAAUUAAAUGGCCCUGCGAAGUACGUUCUUACUGGCUAUCGUUGCAGCCGUUUGUCAGAUUCGUCCGUUUCUUGCUUCGCUAUAUAACACCAUUUAUUAUAAUACUCGGUGUAUUGCUAAAUACUGUAUCUUUUAGUAUGUUGAGCAUACCAGUGCUAUGUGACUCCAAUUUGUCACUUUAUCUAAGCGCGCUUGCUAUAUCGGAUAAUGGAGCAUUAAUUUUUAAUUAUGCUAUCAGCGUCGCAAAAUCGCACUCGACAUCCAUUAAUGAUCUUUUUAUGAACAGCAGAUUUUUAUGCGGAACGAGUUCUGUGAGUAUGGAGCUUUUCCAAUUUACAUCAACUUGGUUGAUCGUUGCUCUCACGUGGACGCGCGUUAUCGCAAUAAUGUUUCCAUUUGGAGCUCGCAGUUGCCAAAAUUGUUCCGCAAUUAUAAUUAUUACAACUUUAAUUUGCAUUAGCUUUAUAAUAUCCUUAACGAAGUUGUACUCUGGCGGAUACGAGACAGACAGCGUUUUCGAAUUUGUACCAUGUCAAGAGAAAAUAAAACCAUGGGGUAAUGCUAUGUACUUUUACAUCGCUCUAUCUACAUGGCUUCCGUUGCUUUUUAUAUCCAUCGGUAACUUGUUAUUGAUUAUUCGCAUGAGAAAGUCUUACAAAAUUCACAACGAAUUAACUCAUAAUUUCAGAUAUAAAAGUAACAGAACCCACAAUUCUAGUAGGACGUUGCUUGCAGUAUCGAUAGUACAUUUAAUUUUAAUGCUGCCACUCGGAAUCGUCGAGACGUUGGAACUUUAUUGGGAUGUAAUUUUAAUUAAACAUCCUGCUAAAAAUCUAGAAGAAAAUGAACAUUAUAUACACUGGUUGCAAGAGAAGAUGUUACUCAAAUGGUGCCGUGGUUUAUUCUUUCACAUAUACCACUGGAAUUUUGCAAUAAACUUCUUUCUGUAUUAUCUUGCAGGAAAAAAAUUCCGAAAUGUCGUAACGCAAACGUUGAAAAAUUGUAUGAAUUCACACUUAUGUCAUAAAAACAUUUUAAAAUGUAACACAUGGAAUAAUUGUCACAAACAUUUUGCGAUGGUACGAUCUUCUAGUGCAUUGUUGGCAAGAGCUGUUAUGCGAAAUAAACAAUUUAUGGACGAUAAUAUUAUGGGAAAUAAUGCUAACGAAAGAAAUAGCAAUAUUACUCAGUUAUAAAAACAAAAUAAUUUUAUAAAAAAGAAACUCUUCGAUAAAAAUGUUGCAUACAACUCAUACUUAUCU
This is a messenger RNA of Cataglyphis hispanica, 1775 nucleotides long. RefSeq lists its product as uncharacterized. Gene Ontology annotation, cellular component: plasma membrane. The record is from RefSeq and is a predicted model, not a curated record. NCBI's taxonomy places the organism in Eukaryota, Metazoa, Arthropoda, Insecta, Hymenoptera, Formicidae. The coding region runs from base 339 to 1709 and encodes 456 amino acids. Gene Ontology annotation, molecular function: G protein-coupled receptor activity. The transcript has 7 exons. Gene Ontology annotation, biological process: G protein-coupled receptor signaling pathway.